Solanum verrucosum is the source of this 3320-nucleotide messenger RNA. RefSeq names its product probable LRR receptor-like serine/threonine-protein kinase At1g07650. The record is from RefSeq and is a predicted model, not a curated record. The transcript has 24 exons. Gene Ontology annotation, molecular function: ATP binding; protein binding; protein kinase activity. Bases 171 to 3179 code for a protein of 1002 amino acids. NCBI's taxonomy places the organism in Eukaryota, Viridiplantae, Streptophyta, Magnoliopsida, Solanales, Solanaceae. Gene Ontology annotation, biological process: protein phosphorylation.
AUAAGUUCAAAUCUUUUUCAGCAACUUGUCUUCUUCUCCUCAAAUCAAUCAUCUCCAUUUUUUAAAACAAUUUUUUCCUCAGAGCAACUUCAUUUUCUCAGAAAAAGACCCAAAAAGAUCUCUUAAAUUUUCAUAUGAGUAGUACUCAAGUUUUUGAAGUUUAAGGGACCAUGCCAAGAAUCUUCAGUUUCUUUCUCAUCUUCUUCACCAUAGUUAUUUGCUUUACAGCAGGCAACAUUGAAGCACAAACUGGUCAACUUCCUAAAGAUGAAGUGGAAGCUCUUAGAGAAAUAGCUGAUCAAUUGGGGAAAAAAGAUUGGGAUUUUAAGCUAAACCCUUGUGAUGGGAACUCAAAUUGGAGCACACCCAAAAGGAAAGAUAUGCCUUUGUAUAACAAUACCCUAGAAUGCAAUUGCACUUUCCCUGAUAAUCUUUGUCAUGUGGAAAAUAUAUUUCUCAAAGGACAGGAUCUUUCAGGUGUCCUCCCUGCAUCGCUGGCGAAGUUACCAUAUCUGAAGAAAAUUGAUCUCAACCGCAACUACUUAAGUGGUACAAUUCCGCCUGAAUGGGCGUCUACCAAGUUGGAAUUCAUGGCUAUUUCUAAUAAUCGGUUAUCUGGGCAUGUCCCAGAGUACAUAGGAAAUAUGACCUCACUUGUGAUAUUGAGUUUGGAGACUAACUUGUUUAAUGGAUCGUUACCAGCAGAAGUAGGGAAUCUGGUCAAUUUACAGAUUCUCAUUCUCAAAGCUAAUAAUUUCACAGGAGAGUGGCCAGUGGAACUGAAUAAUCUUACGAAAUUGAUUGAACUUAGGAUAACCAGUAACAGCUUUGUUGGUAAACUGCCUAACUUUGAGAGUUGGAAAAACCUCCAGAAGUUAGAAAUUGAAGGUUCUGGAUUUGAAGGACCACUACCCCCAAGUUUUUCUGUUUUGACCAGUUUGGAAGAACUAAGAAUCAGUGACCUCAACGGAGGUGCUUCAGAAUUUCCAUCACUUACAAACAUGACCAGGAUGUCUAAAUUGGUUUUGAGAAGCUGUAAUAUACAUGGGAAUAUUCAUGAUUCUGUAGCUGAAAUGGUCAACUUACGGUUUUUAGAUCUGAGUUUCAACAAGCUUGAAGGAGGAAUUGCGAAUCUCGAGGGUGUGAAUAAGAUGGAGGCCACGUAUCUGACUGGCAAUGAUUUUGUUGGGCAAAUUCCAGAUUGGCUUACUAGUCGAGAUACCAGAAAUGUGAUAGACCUUUCCUACAAUAAAUUUGAUGAAAGCUCUGAACCAUCUACCUGUCGGGACAACCUAAACUUAUUCAGAAGCUUUAAGGUCGAGAAUUUUGUAGAGCGCGGGAAGUGCUUCUCAGCCAGGCCGUGUUCAGAGGACAAGUACUCAUUGCACAUAAAUUGUGGUGGAGGAAAUGUAACUGUUGGAGACACUACUUAUAUAGCAGAUGAAGACUCAGCAGGUGCUGCAAAGUUUGUUUACUGGAAAGGGAACUGGGGAACCAGCAGUACAGGACAUUUCUGGGAUACCGACGUAUCGUUGAAUGACCACAAAGCAAAAAAUGUAUCUGCUAUCAAGGGAGAUGAAUCUCAACUUUACAUGACAGCUCACCUCUCCCCUUUAUCUAUGACUUACUUUGGACGUUGCUUGGCAAAUGGAAACUACACUUUGACACUUCAUUUCGCAGAAAUAGUUUACAGAGACAACCAAUCUUUCCAAAGUCUUGGAAGACGAAUAUUUGAUGUAUACAUACAGGACAAAUUGAAGUUUAAAGAUUUUGAUAUUAAAAGACUAGCCGGAGGAGUUGAUAAAGCUUUGAAAGAAAAGUUUAAUGUAACAGUGAAAGAUAAAACUGUACAAGUGCGCUUCCAGCAUGCUGGGAAAGGAACUACAUCAAUCCCGAUUAGUGGACACUAUGGUCCUUUAGUAUCUGCCAUCUCUCUGGAAGCUAACUUCAAGCCCCCUCCUCCGCAGGAGACCUCUUCUAAUCAGAAAAAGAAGAUUCUAAUUGUAGCUGGAGCAGUGACGUCUUCUUUAGCUCUCGUUUUGAUGAUUUUCUUUGUUGCUUGGAAGAAAAGAAGAAACAGGAAAUUGAUGGAACAAGAAUUAAGAGGACUAGAUCUGCAAACUGGUAUAUUUACUUUCAGACAAAUUAAAGCUGCCACAAGUAACUUUGAUGCUGCAAAUAAGCUUGGUGAAGGUGGAUUUGGAUCUGUCUACAAGGGUACACUAGCAGAUGGUACUAUAAUUGCUGUCAAACAGCUUUCAUCCAAGUCAAGACAAGGGAACCGUGAAUUUGUGAAUGAAAUAGGCAUGAUGUCAGGCUUACAUCACCCAAAUCUCGUCCGACUCUACGGAUGCUGUGUUGAACGGAACCAACUUUUACUAGUUUAUGAGUACAUGGAGAACAAUAACCUUUCCCAUGUUUUGUUUGGUCCUGAAGACUGUCAACCGAAACUGGACUGGCCAACUAGGCAAAAGAUCUGUGUUGGCAUAGCUAAAGGCUUGGCUUACCUACAUGAAGAAUCACCUCUAAAGAUGAUUCAUAGAGACAUCAAAGGAACCAAUGUACUCCUUGACAAAGACCUAAAUCCAAAGAUCUCAGACUUUGGUCUGGCCAAACUUCAUGACGAGGAGAAAACACAUGUCACCACCAGGGUUGCUGGGACUAUAGGUUAUAUGGCCCCUGAAUAUGCACUCUGGGGUUAUUUAACACAUAAAGCAGAUUUAUACAGUUUUGGAGUGGUUGUAUUAGAACUCGUUGCUGGGAAGAACAACAUGAAAUAUCAUCCUGAUGAGAAUUAUGUCUGUCUUCUUGAUUGGGCCCUGGUGGUACAAAAAAAAGCCAAGUUUUUGGAGCUAGUAGACCCAAGGUUAGGUUCCAAUUACGACAAGAAGGAGGCGUUGAGGAUGAUUAAAGUGGCAUUACGAUGUACUAAUCCAUCUCCAGCACUAAGGCCAAACAUGUCUGCAGUGGUGAACAUGCUUGAAGGUCGUUUGAACGUCGAUGAGUCUAACUUUGAUUCAAGUGGCUACGGUGAUGAAUUUAAUUUUCAAGGUUUAAGAGACAAAUAUGAUGAGAUGCAGGUAACUUCUAGUGAAAACCAAUCAGUCUUUUUUUCAACUGACACAAAGGGUACUGAUCACUCUUCUUCUACCUUUCCUUCUACAUCUACCUCUAAAUAAGUCUCCCUGUAUGCUCAAUGUUGUAUUAUAUAAGACGAAAAAACUAUGAAGAAUAAAAUGUUGAUCAUCCCGCGACAUACUUUUCUUAAUGUCAUUUAUUUUGUUUAUAAAAGUUAUGUCUCUGGAAAUUGAGUUUUCCAA